AUGAUUCGCCGAUUCUGCCUGACCGUAUUCCUCGUCGCUCUGUUUGCCAUCGUUUGGGGACUUCCUCCGCCGCCUAAGUCUAGGAGGCCUGUCCCGGAGUUCAAGAACAAGACAAGCGGAUUGGAGCUGCCGGACAACGCGACGCUAAUCAGGGAGGACAUCGUGGACAACUUCUCCUGCCAGGACAGGAUUUACGGGUACUACGCGGACAUGGAGAACGACUGCCAAAUCUUCCACGUGUGCAUGCCGCAGGCUAGGGGCGCGAUGAGGUGGAGCUUCAUUUGUCCCGCGGAAACGGUGUUCAAUCAGGCCACCUUUGUCUGCACGCGAACGGAAAACUCGAUACCCUGCGAGGAAUCGGAGAACUUCUACAAUUUGAACGAGGCGAUUGGGAAAGAAGUGGAGGAAGAGGAAAACGAUUCGGACCAAGCGACCAAGGAGUCAGACGCGGUGGAACCGAUCUCCAGUAAACCACCUACUAGAACCUCCAGGAUUUUGAACAGGAAGAAAUCCUCGCGGUCGCAGUGA
Nomia melanderi (Alkali bee) is the source of this 528-nucleotide messenger RNA. RefSeq lists its product as uncharacterized. Gene Ontology annotation, molecular function: chitin binding. Lineage: Eukaryota; Metazoa; Arthropoda; Insecta; Hymenoptera; Halictidae. Gene Ontology annotation, cellular component: extracellular region. The record is from RefSeq and is a predicted model, not a curated record.